AAUCAAGCCACACCCCCUUCUUUGAACGCGUUUAUGUGUAAUUGAUAUCGUCCCCGAAGAGAAAACGGGAGGAAUUUCAGUAUUUUGGGGGCAGAGAAAUGAAAGAUACGCAGGACUCAAGCCGUUAAGGAUGGACUCUGAAACGCCCCCUGACAUCCGAUAAACCUCAUAGUACAGAAACAGCUCAACCAAGAGGAUGCUGUCUUGUCGAAAACAAAUGGAACAUUAAGCUGUGGAGGCUGGGUGGCGCUGGUGUUAGCAGAAAUGUCUGAAAGCUAGAUAAACUAGUUGGUGAGGAAGUAUAAGCAUAAUUGGUUUGCACACUAUUAUCUUUGGGUUGAGUUGGGGAAACCCCUUUGACAGUUAAUAUAGCAGAUAAAAAAAAUAAUUGUCUGAUGGAGUGCAGUGAGAGAGUGCUGUGUGGGAUGGGGGAGGUGGAGCUGGACCCCAACAUUGUGAGCGAAGAGGCAGGAAAACUGUAUUCAGAACUGCAGACAGUUAUUGAGACCCAUGGUGAAGGUGUGGUGGAGUCGCUGGUGCCCAUAUUUGUGUGGGUCCUGGAGGGGUUGGCCAGCUGCAAAGCCCAGCUGAGAGACAGGGAGGAGGAGGCGGAGAGGGAGAAAGCUGAGCUGGAAGAGCUGCUGGAGAAAUACCAAGCAGAGAGAGCUCUCAGGAAAGAAAGUCAAGAGAGGUAUCUGGAGCUGGAUGACCAAAUUGAACAGGAGAGGAGAGCCAUGAGGGGGAGGGAAAAAGAGAAAGAGCGGCGAGAGAGAGAGCUAGAGAAGAAAGCAAGACAGCAAGCCGACCAGUUGGUGGCCUUGGAGGAGCAAAAGGCAAAUCUGAAUAGAGAACUGAGCACACUGAGGCAUACUCACAACAAGUUGACUCACACAUAUCGGGAACUUUUGGAAAGGAGAAAGGAUUCUGAAAGAGAUUCUCCUCUAAGGAAUCACCUGCGUCCCAGUAAUGCUGACUUCCCAUCCGUCUUGUCAGAAUCCAGUGUUAAUGAAAAGAUGAUUCAAAGACCACAUUCAAAAUCUGGUCCCCCCUGUUUGGAAGAGCUAGUAUCCAAGGAAGAAAAGGCGAUUGACAUUGCAGUAAAGCCCACCACAGAUCAGUUUAUCAACGACAUCAUAAGCUCUACUCCUGAACUGAGGCAAAUUCAUGGCUGUGUGGAUGCAAGCACUCCAGUUGCCAGACCUAACACCAAAGAGCCAUCGAGAGAUGAGUUGGAGACCAGCUUGGAAGAUGAGAUUGGGGAGGUGGAGGAGGAGAAGGAGGGAGAGAAGGAGCGCAGAGUAAAAGAGGAGCAGGGAGGAGUGAGGCAGGAGAAAGUCGAGGAGGAGGAGGUUGAGGAAGAUGAUAGUAUGGAGUGGGAGCUCCGCAACACUGAUUCUGUAUUCUCUGAACUGUCAGAGCUGAGUCGGGACUAUGUGGAGAGUGUAGACCGAGGGGCAAGUGUCAGAGGUAGUACAGACCAGUUUGAGGAGAUUCUGUCUCAGUAUGAGGAACUGAAAGUCACCCAUGAGUUAGUAGAAGCUGCUCGUAAGGCUGUGAUAUCUCGGGUGGUAGAGCUGACUGAUGACCGUUCAGCUCUUACAAUGGAAGUGGCCUCCCUCCAGGAGACAGUCUCACGAUUAGAGGGCCGGAUGAAGGAGAAGGAGGAGGAAACUAAGAGACUUCGGAAAGAACUGGAAGCAUUCCAAUCUGAGGAUCCUGAUGCCUCUCUACCCACAUCCAUGCGCAACUUCUCUCGUUCUGAAAUGGCUCGUGUGGUCAUGGAGAAGAACCAAUAUAAGCAGCGUCUGUUCGAGCUGCAGGAGGCAGUAAGACGGAGUCAGACACUCAGAGCAACAAAGGAGGAAAAGUUAACAGAGGAGAAAAGGUCAAGUGUUUGGAGAAAGUUCAAUCGCAUUUUUGGCCUGUCCAAGGAACCCUUAAUCCCGCCUCCUACUUCUGCAUUUGCCCUGCCAACUUCUCCAUCACUCACUCGCUCCCCUCUGGGGUCUCCACAAAUACCGGCUGUCCAUCAAACUCAUGCUGAAUCUGCUUCUCCUGCUGCUCUCUCCCCUCGUGUCAGGAGGAGAGAACUCUACAGAGACAUUCGCUCCCACAUUUGGGGAUCACUUGGAAAACGGCAGAUACAUGGCUGGAGCACACCACUGGCAAACACACAGGACUCAAAUGAACCUGUACCAGAGCCUAGAGAUGUGCCUGUCCUAAUGCAGCUCAGACUGUUGGAUCAAAGAGAUUCCACAGCUAAGCUAAACUGUGCAGUUGCUGUCACACCUGAGGUCUCUGGAGAGGCCACAUGUUCUGUGUGGGUAGUUUCUGGACCUGCCUUCAGCAGCGAUAUUACAGUGAUUGAUCCAGCACGGUCCAACACUGUACUGGAUAACUUCAGCCUCCCUCCUACAGCUCCUGCCCUCUGCAUCUGUGCUGUGCCUCCCAUAGGUGACACUGCAGGAACUGUGUGGAUUGGAACUCAGGAAGGAAGUGUACUGGUACACUCAGCCUCUGCUGGCAGGAGGCGCUGUCUGCAGUCAGUUUCCCUCUCAGAGGGAGUUCAUUCGCUCACGUAUUCCCAGGGUCAAGUUAUAGCUGGUUUAGCUGAUGGGACUCUAGCAUUUUUCUCACACAGUUCAGAUGGCUGGAAUCUACAGUCACACCAUGUGAUGCCUCUUGGAUCAAACCCUUUGCAGCCAAUUCGCUGCUGCCUUGCAAAAGGUAGCCGCCUGUGGGUGGGAUAUUGGAACAGAGUCCAUGUGGUUGACAUCGACAGCAAGAAGGUUGAGCAAACAUUUGCAGUCUCUGAACGCAGCGAACAACAGGUUCGUUUCCUGUGUGCUGGUGGAAGCGGUGUUUGGACAUCUUGCCGACUUGACCCAAUCCUCCGGCUGUUUGACUGGUCCACAGGACGGCCGCUGCAGCAAGUUGAUUUUACUGCUUUGGUCACUAAAACAUUAGGCCAAGCCUUCCUGACACUCUCGCCUCUCCAGAUCUCGUCUCUCACAGUCAUCUCUGCCCGUCUGUGGGUUGGCACAGGAGGUGGUGCCCUUUUCUCCAUCCCGUUAUCCAUAACAUCAGAAGCCGUUUCCAUACCAUACUGCUCCACUGCAUCAGCUCAGCUGUGUUACCAUGGACAUAGACAAGCUGUCCGGUUCAUCAUUGCUGCACCUGGUUGUUUGAUCACCUCUCCUGGCAGCAGCACCGUCACUACCUCUCAGCUCAUCCUCAGUGGAGGGGAGGGCUACAUCAACUUCCGAAUUGGUGAUGACGAAAGUGAGGGGUCGGUUGAGUCCUCACAAGCUACACCUCGGCGGUCUGAACGCAGUCACAUGAUCAUCUGGCAGAAUCCCACCUUCUCUGUGCCCAGCCCUGCCCUCUGACAUUGUUCAUCUCCUAGUUCUGCCAUUUUGAAAUGAGAUAAAGAUGGAGCAGACAUGUACUGUACACCAGCACAACUUGAGACAAUAUUGAAAACGGUGCAUUCGUGGAACUGGAUGAACCAACGUCUCAAUGUGGCAGCAAUAAAAGUAUCCUCUUAAAAAAAUAUAUGAUACAUACUGCUCAAUCCUUAUUUACCUCAUUCAUUUUGUACAUCUAUCUUUUGACUGGAUUAUCCUAAUGGAGGAUGAUGCUUUACUGUGUGCCUUCAUCUGAUUUUAUAUAAUUUCUGUAGAACUGGUCAGUAAUUCAGCUGCCUGAUGGCUCAUUUUACCUUUGCACUAACAAUGCAUUCAGUUUCCCUGACAUACAGCGGCUCUCUGAUAUACUUUUCUACCAGACAUUUUUUGUUGAUGUUCAUUCUAUCAAGGAGACACCGGGUCUCUCCAUCUAUGAUAAAGUUUAACUUAAUAAUGUGGCUGUUCUUGAAGCUGCUGUGUACAUACUUUGUUGUUAACUGUGAACUGGAAACAUGUAUUGGUCUUCUCUCUGCGUAAAGACAAUCAGACACUUCCUAUCUCCUGAUGCUGCCUUGAGAUUGGGGAUAACUUCUUUUGAUUGUGAUGUUCACUGCAAUUUAUUUUCAAUUCUACCCCUCCACAUCACAUGUGGAACGAUUACUAAGACAACCAUUUGAAAUGGGUGUCUUUUAAAACAGUUUCAGUGCUUAUCCUUAGAAAUUAUUUAUUUUCUUAAUCGGUUCAUUGUUAUUUGUCCUUGGGUGUAUUUGUUUUAUGUUUUAAUUUGAUUUCAGUAUCUUUUGUAAAAUAAGGGAGAGAAAUUCUUUCAAGUAUCCUAUGCAGUAUUUAUGUGAAAUUACAGGUUUGUGCACACAUGUUGAUGUCAUAGUAGCUCCUUAUCCAUCCUGGAAAGACAAUUAAGACUUGAGUAUUCUGUUUGACUCGACUUUGUGCAAACAUGAUUAUUGUCAAUAAAAAUGUCUUCAAUGAUUAA
Messenger RNA from Dicentrarchus labrax (European seabass), 4401 nucleotides. Its product is annotated as C-Jun-amino-terminal kinase-interacting protein 4. Bases 396 to 3389 code for a protein of 997 amino acids. Gene Ontology annotation, cellular component: cytoplasm. Gene Ontology annotation, biological process: vesicle-mediated transport. The transcript has 28 exons. NCBI's taxonomy places the organism in Eukaryota, Metazoa, Chordata, Actinopteri, Moronidae. The record is from RefSeq and is a predicted model, not a curated record. Gene Ontology annotation, molecular function: kinesin binding; signaling receptor complex adaptor activity; JUN kinase binding.